AUGUCUGCUCCCUGGGACGUCGUGUUCAAUGAAGAGUUCGAUGAGAACUUUGGGAUGGACCUAUAUGAUGAGUGCGAGAAAUACUCAAAAUUAUAUACUAUAUCGGAUCUCGCAGAACUUGAUGGCUUGAACCAAAAACUUUCGGAUGAUGACAACGAAGACACCGAAAGCUCUUCAUGGGACAGCAUGCCAAGUCUCGUUUCUGCUAGCGAUGAAGGGGCAGAUUGUUACACCUCCGACUACAACGAUGAGAUUGAGUGGGAUACCGUAGUUGAUUUUUGGCCUGUCUCCCAAAAUGAAGGAGACCAAAUGGGUCAGGAAAGUGGUCCCCCCAUAGACUGGGACUUUGAAACUUCCAAUGAACCCAUAGAACAAGAGCCAUUAUUCAAGACCAUCAUGAUCGAUACUCCUGAAACCUUUGACGAGUUCCUGCCAAUUUUGUCACAGCUGAUGGAAGACGUCCCAGAGCUCGGAUGUGACUGCGAGGGUGGGAAGACUUUUGGUCGUAUUGGAGUCCUUACAUUUUUCUCAAUGUCAAUUCUUUCUCGGAGAGAGACAUACACCAUAGAUGUCUGGGUGCUUCUGAAACUCGGAAUACAAGUCUUCGACCAAGAGAAUGCAGAAGGGCUGUCAUUAAAGAAAGUUUUGGGAUCAAAGAAAUAUCUACAACUUUGGUUUGAUGUUCGACAGGACUGGGACACCCUGUAUCACUUGUUUGGAGUUACACCAGGAAGAAUUAUUGACCUCCAAUUGCUAGAGUUUCUGUCACGCAGAGGUUCAAAGCACAGUAUUAUGGGAUUAUUUAGAAUCAUGAGGGAUCAUGGCAGGGCUUUCAUGAGCAGUGAAGAGCAUGAAGCUUGGUUAGAUGAGAAGGAAGAAGGUCGUCAAUAUUUCAGCGGCCAUAAACUGGGCUAUGGUGUUUUGGAGGAGGAGCGGCCUAUUAGCGAUACCACCAAGAGGUACAUUGCAGGCGAUACGGAUUGCAUGUUCCAUUUAUACUUCCAUCUCAAGCAAAAGUUAAGAGAUUGGGAGGAGGAAAUGCAGAUAAGUAUGUCCGAGAAGACUACCGAGCCUGCAGCUCUGGUCGAGCCACGUCUCAGAAAGGAUUGGUUGACUUUUAUUGAGGAGCAAUCAAUACUCAGGGCCGAGCUCGCAAUGGCCCCUGAAUAUGACCCCAAUGAUGAAGUUGGGAAGUAUAGCGCACCAGAAGCACUUUUGGAGAUCUCACGACGACAGAGUGAUCCUGAAAGAGCUGCUGCGAGGCGUGCCAAGGAAAUUGAGUGCUCAUUUUUAAUUUGA
Molecule: messenger RNA, 1299 nt
Organism: Botrytis porri
Lineage: Eukaryota; Fungi; Ascomycota; Leotiomycetes; Helotiales; Sclerotiniaceae
Exons: 3
Coding region: 1-1299 (432 amino acids)
Biological process (GO): nucleobase-containing compound metabolic process
Molecular function (GO): 3'-5' exonuclease activity; nucleic acid binding
Source: RefSeq, a predicted model, not a curated record